CGUGGCUGUUUUGUGACUGGUGGAGGAAGGAAGGAUCCCUCUCAAGUGUUUCUGAUAUGACAGCUUUGGUUUCUGAAGAGUGGUAGUGGGCCCAUGAAAGACUGUGAAUACAGUCAGAUCAGCACACACAGCUCUUCGUCUCCCAUGGAGUCUCCCCAUAAGAAAAAGAAAUCAGUUCCCAAGAGAAAAUGGGAGGUUUUUCCUGGAAGAAACAAAUUCUUCUGCAAUGGGAGGAUCAUGAUGGCUCGACAGACUGGAGUCUUCUACCUGACUCUUGUUCUCAUCUUGGUCACCAGUGGACUCUUCUUUGCAUUUGAUUGCCCAUAUUUGUCAGAGAAGAUUACGCCUGCUAUACCUGCAAUUGGUGGGAUUCUUUUCUUUUUCGUGAUGGGGACCCUGCUGCGUACUAGUUUCAGUGACCCUGGUGUCCUCCCCCGCGCAACACCAGACGAGGCAGCAGAUCUAGAGAGACAAAUAGGUAACACCGAAGAUAUAGCAAAUGGCUGCAGUUCAGGAGGAUAUCGUCCCCCUCCCAGAACAAAAGAAGUGAUCAUCAAUGGACAGACAGUGAAACUAAAAUAUUGUUUUACUUGCAAGAUUUUCCGCCCACCUCGUGCCUCACAUUGCAGCCUUUGUGAUAACUGCGUAGAACGGUUUGAUCACCACUGUCCCUGGGUAGGCAACUGUGUGGGGAAAAGAAACUACAGAUUUUUUUAUAUGUUUAUUUUAUCUCUGUCCUUUCUGACAGUCUUUAUAUUUGCAUUCGUUAUCACCCACGUCAUCCUUCGUUCUCAACAAACAGGGUUCCUCAAUGCUCUGAAGGACAGUCCUGCAAGUGUGCUGGAAGCUGUGGUGUGUUUUUUCUCAGUAUGGUCCAUUGUUGGCCUCUCAGGUUUUCAUACGUAUUUGAUCAGCUCCAAUCAAACAACGAAUGAAGAUAUUAAAGGAUCAUGGUCAAAUAAAAGAGGUAAAGAAAACUAUAAUCCCUACAGUUAUGGCAACAUCUUUACUAAUUGCUGUGCUGCACUCUGUGGGCCCCUCUCUCCAAGCUUAAUUGACAGAAGAGGAUUUAUACAGCCGGAUACACCGCAAUUAGCAGGACCGUCAAAUGGCAUUACCAUGUACGGGGCCACACAAUCUCAGAGCAACAUGUGUGACCAAGAUCAGUGCAUUCAGAGCACUAAAUUCGUUUUGCAGGCUGCUGCCACCCCCCUCCUACAGAGCGAGCCAAGCAUAACUAGUGAAGAGCUCCCUUUACCGGGAAAGACUUCUCUCAGUGGGCCUUGUGCAACUCUGACUCUAGGGCAACCAACACCACCAUCUUCUAUGCCUAAUCUCACAUCAGAUUCAGGUUUGACAGACAUCAUACCAUUAAAAGAGGAGCACGAAGGCCAUCAGUUCCUCACUCCUGAAGAAGCUCCGUCGCCCCCCGGGAUGCUGCCGAGCGGGAGCCCUAUUGCACACAGCCGCACCAUGCACGUCCUGAGCCUAGCCAGCCAGGACUCCUUGCAUGAAGACUCGGUGCGCGGCCUCGUGAAGCUUAGCUCGGUUUGAACAGCUGUUCUGAACAUCACACCACGCCCUGGUGUCUAUACAGAUCUGUGCUCGGCAGGAAUGACGCUGCAGUACCACUGUAAGGCUUUGUAACAUGCCUGUAAUGGAAACUUUAUCACUUAAUGGAGUCUACUAAAAGGACAAGUUAUUUUUUUCAAUGGAGCUAUGGCAGUUUUUUGACCAGGUUGUUAACGGUUGUGCUUUGAUGGUGACUGCAUUUUAUUUUUAAAUAAAACCAGAAAAGGUCAAUAAUCUCAUUUCCUGAAGCUGGGGUACAGCAAGUUGGAAGCCAGCCUGUACCAAACACCAUGUACAGUACAAAAGAGAGAGAUUCUUGGAUGUAAGUGUCAUGCUCUGUGUUCUAUGCUCUUGUAAUACACACUUGUUACGGCUUACCACACCUGUGGCCAGAAUGAUCUGCACUUACGUGUUAUGCUACCAAUAUUUGAGAUAGAAAAUUGCCAUUCCAUUUGUUAAUACAAAACAAAACAAAAGACUGCAGAUGUGGAUUUGCAUGCCACGCUACAGUAUGUGUUACAGUGGUGUUGGUAUUAAGAGAAAGUGCUGCUUUUUUAUUUGUGACUUUCAAAGUGCUGUUUCGUUUAAAGACAGUACAGCAAACAAAUUAAUGGACUAUAUUUUUUGAAUUUAUUAAAUUUUAUUUUAAAUUAAUCAGUGGUGCCUAGAAGAUGAUGAAUUACUGAUUUGAUCAUGUUGCAUAUCAUUUAACCUUAUGUUUAAGUGUUUAAGUGAGGUAUUGUGUUGUGCCAUACCACAAGAUCCUUCCACUCCCUAAUGUGAUACAAUUACCUGUGGACCUCCAAUAAAAUGACAUCCUCUAUUCCA
Molecule: messenger RNA, 2400 nt
Organism: Onychostruthus taczanowskii (white-rumped snowfinch)
Lineage: Eukaryota; Metazoa; Chordata; Aves; Passeriformes; Passeridae
Gene: ZDHHC14
Product: zinc finger DHHC-type palmitoyltransferase 14
Exons: 10
Coding region: 94-1554 (486 amino acids)
Biological process (GO): protein targeting to membrane; peptidyl-L-cysteine S-palmitoylation
Cellular component (GO): Golgi apparatus; endoplasmic reticulum
Molecular function (GO): protein-cysteine S-palmitoyltransferase activity
Source: RefSeq, a predicted model, not a curated record